Messenger RNA from Canariomyces notabilis, 4557 nucleotides. RefSeq lists its product as uncharacterized. Gene Ontology annotation, cellular component: transcription factor TFIID complex. The record is from RefSeq and is a predicted model, not a curated record. Gene Ontology annotation, molecular function: chromatin binding; transcription cis-regulatory region binding; RNA polymerase II general transcription initiation factor activity. Lineage: Eukaryota; Fungi; Ascomycota; Sordariomycetes; Sordariales; Chaetomiaceae. The transcript has a single exon. Gene Ontology annotation, biological process: transcription initiation at RNA polymerase II promoter. The coding region runs from base 1 to 4557 and encodes 1518 amino acids.
AUGUCAAACGGGAUGGGGGACGAUAUUACCGGCGAGCCCGCAACCGCUGGUGACUUGCCGCCUGGAGCCGAGCCCUUCGUCAUUCUAAAACAACUGGUCGAGCUCGAUAUCAACUUCCGCGAGAAAAGCAUCAGUGGGGUAUCGACGAUCCACCUAUUCACGAUAAACCCGGAUCUAGAUGAGAUUACGCUCGAUGCCCGCCAGUGCGACAUCGACCUAGCGAACAUCACCGUUGACGGCUUCAGAACGACGGCGACUUUCUCCGACCCGUACGAUCUAGCGCAAACCCCGCGCCACUGGCAGAUCGGCGCCGCCCAGCAUCAUGUCGUGAAGCGCCGGAUGGCGCCCCUCAGGCCUGCGCGGAGACCCGAGGUCCCUAACAAAGACCGAAUAACGCUCCCUUGCUGCGUUCCCGCGGACCGCGCGCUUAAGGUGUCGCUGCGUCCCAACGGCCCCUUCAACGAGCCUCGGCGAACCCUCAAGAUCAAGCCAAUGAGGGCCGACAAGGACGCUCCGGUGGACAGGCCAGACCCAAACGACGAGAAGAAUGGGAUUAAGAUCUCCAUUCCUUUCCGCUCCAAGACCAUCCGUGAUGGCCUGCAUUUCGUCGGUGUCGAUGAGGGCGACCUGAGAUACGCUCACGUCUAUACCCGUCACUCGAUCGAGCCCGGGACCGCAUCCUGCAUCUUCCCUUGCGUCGACGAUCCCGGAUCGAGACAUCCCUGGAAGAUCUCAAUCAAGUGCCCGAGAACGCUGGGUGACGCCCUUGAGCAGCCUCUAGCCACGCAGCCAGUGCAAGCGACAAAUGACAGCCGGAAACGGAAGUUUGGAGACGCCGUACCCUCAACUCCGCCACCUCAUCGGCUGGACGAGGAGGAUAAGCUGAGAGAGAUGACGGUCGUCUGCUCCGGGAAUCUCAGCGGCGAGCAGAUAGAUCCACAGGAUCCCAAGAAGAAGAUCAUGACCUUUGAGUCUCAGCUCUCGGCAGCCCAGCACAUUGCGUUUGCCGUGGGUCCUUUUGAGCAUAUUCAGCUAUGGUCUGAAUUUCGCACAGAAGAAGCCGACGAGAAGCUCGGCGCCAACGCUGCAAAGAUUCACGCCUACUGCCUCCCAGGGCGGGCGGAUGAGGUGCUCCACACGUGCGGCCCCAUCGUCAUGGCAGCAGACUUUUUCGCCCCCGAGUUUGGACGCUAUCCCUUUGAGAGCUACAAGAUCUGCUUUGUCGACGAUAUGAUUCCCGAUACCACAGCGGCAACAUCCAUGUCUCUGUGCAGCACCAGGCUACUCUAUCCAAGGGAUAUCAUCGACCCGGAAAUCGACAUUACGAGGAAGUUGGUCCAUGCGUUGGCCAGCCAGUACUUUGGCGUCCACGUCGUUCCGAAUCAACGCUCCGACAGCUGGCUCAUCGUUGGCAUCCAGUGGUACAUGACAGAUCUCUUCAUGAGAAGUCUCUGCGGGAACAACUGGUACCGGUUUCAUCUCAAGACGUUGUCAGACAAGCUGGUAGAGGUUGACGUCCAUCGGCCGUCGCUUCAUGAUCUUGGGGAGCACCUUCACAUUGGGGAUUUUGAGCUAGAUUUCAUGUCCCUCAAGGCACCCCUGGUGCUUUUCAUCCUCGACCAGCGCAUGUUCAAGAUUCCGGGCUCUACGGGCAUCGCCCGAGUCAUCUCCCAAAUCGUCUCUACCGCAAACAUCAACGCGGACAUCCAAAACACUUCACUCUCGGCCACUGAUUUCCGAAAGGCCUGCGAGAAGAAGAGCCAGUACCAGCCGGACGAAUUGUGGCAGCAAUGGGUGCACAGCGCCGGUUGCCCGAAGCUCCUGAUUAAGCAGAAAUUCAACAAAAAGAAUCUCAAUGUUGACAUUUCCAUUGCCCAAACCCAGGCCAAGGACGGCGGGCCAAAGGCCAUCACCAAGGAGGACUUCUUGAAGGAGCUCCUAGAAGAGGUCCACGAGGUCUGGGCGGGGACGGUCCCCAAGCUUUUCACCGGUCCCUUCACUGUACGCAUUCAUGAAGCCGACGGCACUCCGUAUGAGCAUUACCUCGCCAUCACGGACAAGGACAAGGUAGCCACGACGCUUCAAAUCGCCUAUAAUACCAAGUACAAGCGAAUGAAGCGCACCAAGAAGGCCACGGCUGCCGCUGCCAACGCCGCUGAUAAGCACGAUAUCCAGGAGGACGACAUCGUCUACUUUAAUAUGCUGGGCGAUGUUCUCAUGACUCCCAAGGACAUCGAGAACUGGGGUCUUCAGGACUGGUCGGAGAGUGUGCAACUCGCAAUGGAUCAGGAGUCCUACGAGUGGAUCCGGCUGGACUGCAACUUUGAGUGGCUAUGCGAGAUGAUCACCGACAUGCCCGGCUACAUGUAUUUGGCUCAGCUGCAGCAGGAUCGAGACGUCGUCGCCCACCAAGACGCCAUGCUCUUCUUCAAACGGGGCAAGCGGCAUGGGGUUGCGUCCACCAUCGAGACGCGGACAGUCAUGGACCGCCGGUACUACCACGGCAUACGGACCAUGGCCAUUGAGGACCUCCCGAAGCAGGCGGAUCCAGACCUCAACUACAUUGGCAAGGCCCAGCUCAUCCUCAUUUUCCGGCAUUUCUUUUGCGACCGGAUGGUGGGCAAGAACGGCAGCGUCACGUUUCCUCCGGCGCCCAACAAUUUUGAGGACAAGGCGCAGUAUGCAGUUCAGUGCGCUCUUCCGGAGGCCAUCGCCCGUACAAGAGAAAAUGGCCGCUGCUCUCGGGAUGCGCGGAACUUUCUGCUCGACUUGCUCCUUUUCAACGACAACAGGGAAAACCCGUAUUCCGAUCAGUUUUACAUUGCCAAGUUGUUGGAGGCAGUCACGACAUCUGUCAUACCAGACAAGCACGAGGGCGAGGCAGACCUCAUGUCGACCCUUAGAAUGGAUGACGACGACGAUGUUGAGCUGAGACGCUUCAUUGAGAAGACCAUUGAAGAGAUCGAGAAGUACCGCCGUAUGGACGAGUGGACAUCGACCUAUCAGAAUAUCUGGACAACAACGGCCCUGAACUGCAAGAUGCGGCUAAUGAAAGCCCGUGUCAUCCCAGUUGCGCCGCUCGACUUUGUUCAGUACCUUCAGGACGACAAUUACGAUCUCAUCAGAAUCAAAGCCUUUGAGUGUCUUGUCGAGCUGGGACUUCUCGCCAAAGUCUCAAUUAUGAAACUGCUGCUUGCGAAUGUAAGCAGCGACCCGUCGCCCUUCGUUCGUGACCGGCUCUUCAAGAUUUUCUGCAAGGGCGUGGCAGCUAUCGCUUUGGGUGAAACCAAAGCGGCUCAGCCUGACCCAGAAGUCACUGUCGACGACAGCGGCCUGAUCAUCGAACAGGGUGAGGCCGAGUUGCAACAGAGGAAGCUCGAUGCCACCCGGAAUCAGAGCAUUCACCAAGCGCUUAUAGCGCUAAAGGAAGAUCUCAAGGGAAACAUCGAGAUGCAGACUGGAAUCUGGCGGGCGGUCGAGUCCCCAUGCAUCAGCAUCAAGGAAAAGUUUCAGCUGCUGACAAUCUGUUCGGCCAUGUUUGAGCCUGACGACUCCCUCCUUAUGACCUUCAACUAUCCGAAAUACUGGAAGUGCACUCGGGAACCCAGCGUCAACGGGAAGGCGCCCAAUGGAAAGAAACAGUGCAUCGUCCGGUUUACCACGCAUUAUCGCACAGAACCGCGGAACAAACUGUUGGUCGAGCUACCGCCGCCUCCUCCGUAUGAAAAGCCUGCAGAGACCAAGAAAAUCAAGCUGAGCGCCACCAAAGUAUCCGUCAUCGGGGCUUCGAAUAGCCGCCCCCCUACUCCAGGGCCGAUCGUUCGCAAAGACUCGAUCUCGGUUACAGCGCCCCGGCCGACAGCGCCAGCCCCGGUUGGGGCCCCUUCGGACUCUAUUUCCGUCCAGCCCGUCGCUCGACUGUCCACGCCUAUCGCGGCAUCGCCGCUACCUAUCACUUCGUUCACUCAACCAUUGGCGCCUGCAGCGAAGGCGGUAGAUAAACGACCCAAGGCGCCCAAGAAGCGGAAAAGCGACGAGGGUGAUGGCCCUGAUCGCCCAAAGAAAGUGGCACGAACGGAGCACGGCGCCAAUGGUCAGCGGGCAAAGCUCGUCAAGGUUCCAUUCAAGUCCUGGGAUAGACUACCUGAGCGGAUCUUGCAGAAGAUCAGGGCUGAAGAGGUGGUCCGGGCCGAGUCGUCGACUAUUGUCGCGACUCCUGUGGCAAAGCGUCCAGUGCUUGAGAUUCCAGGGUCUGGAGCGCCGCAAACGACAGCGCGCGCUGAGUCUCCAGGGCCCGCACUCCCGCCGGCCUCGCCAGGUGCUGUUGCGGUGCCGCCGUCAGCGAAUGCUAAAAAGCGCAAGCCGCUGCCCUCGGCCGCGCCUCAUCAUCCGCCGCCCACUCCGACCCUUCCCGUGCCCGCAAGCGGAGGAGGAUCUAAUCUGCCAACAACCGGAGGUGGCUCUAAUCCGCCGAAGAAGCUGAUCAAGUUGAAGAUCAAGCCGUCCUCGCACAUGUCGCCGCCGCAAGCAUCUCCCCCCGGCCCGUCACCUAGUUGA